Cornus florida is the source of this 812-nucleotide messenger RNA. Its product is annotated as homeobox protein knotted-1-like 2. The record is from RefSeq and is a predicted model, not a curated record. The coding region runs from base 1 to 480 and encodes 159 amino acids. Gene Ontology annotation, cellular component: nucleus. The transcript is spliced from 3 exons. NCBI's taxonomy places the organism in Eukaryota, Viridiplantae, Streptophyta, Magnoliopsida, Cornales, Cornaceae. Gene Ontology annotation, molecular function: DNA binding.
AUGGAAGGCAAAAGUGGGGAGAAUUAUAGUGUGAGGUUUGGAGGCGAAGGUGUAGAAGAAGAUACAGAGACCCUAAAGAAGAGAAUAUUAGGGCAUCCUCUGUAUGGACUGUUGACUGAGACACACUUGAACUGUUUGAAGAUUGAUAGUUAUUUGGACAUACCAGUCACAGGGACAAAACUCUCUUUCUCUGUGUGUGUAUGUGUGUGUGUUUUGAACAAGAUUGACUUUCAGGUGUGCUUAGGUGAUAUUGAGGAGGUUGAUAUAACUGCCUUGAAUCAAGCUGAUACAGAGCUCAAUGCCACCAUUCCCAGGUCUUCAGAACUCGAUAACUUUAUGGAAGUUUACUGCAUGGCACUAGGCAAAUUGAAGGACGCCAUGGAGAAGCCAUUGCAAGAAACAACUACUUUUAUCAACUCCAUGUAUACUCAACUAAACGAGCUCAGCGUAACCCAAGAGCCCACCUCUCCCCUUCAAUAGAAUUAUCAAAGGCAUUAGAGGGUAUGCCAUGAAAGAACAAUGUGAGCUAGGUUAAAGUGUAGUCCAUUGCUUGUGACUUAGAUGACCUACAGUAUUAAGGUUUAUCGUAGUUCUUGCUUUCAUUUUUACUUCUAUGUGUCUUGUGAUUGUGAGAAACUUCUAUACCUAAAAGCCCACUAUUAAAUAUUCACAACUGUAGUAACUGUGAAUCCUCAAAUGUCAAAUGGCUUGACUUCAUGGUAAAGUCCACCUUAUUAAGUGAAUGAGGAACUAAAGUGGCUAAAAUCACCACCGCAACUAGCACUUUUCUAUAUAUCAAAUAGCAAAUUGUC